Miscanthus lutarioriparius is the source of this 1035-nucleotide messenger RNA. The record is from the annotation of a GenBank genome assembly. NCBI's taxonomy places the organism in Eukaryota, Viridiplantae, Streptophyta, Magnoliopsida, Poales, Poaceae.
AUGGGGGAGGAAGAAGAUGAUCCUGACUGGCUCCGCGCGUUUCAGGCACCAAGUGUGGCACCAGUGAUGCUUUCUUCUGGGUCAGAUGAUUCUCGUGAAGCUAGUCCGACAAGAACCAGUGCAUCUAGAGAACAAGACAAAGGAGAGAAGCAGGCUAGUCCAGAUCAUGCAGACUCAAAGAAGGAUAUGGUAACACUUUCAUCUGGUUCUGAUGCUUCCUGGGAAACAGCCCUUCAAGGGCUGGUGAAGAUAAUCAUGAAGAUGACUCACUUAGUACUGCCAAGAGAAAGGAUGCUCAGCAAACUAAGACUAGAAAAACAAAGGUUGCUGGAACAAAAGCUGGUCCAGACCAAGCAGGCAUUGAUACUUGAUAACUUAUCACUCAGAUUUGGAAUGACAUGUGAUACUGUUUCAUGGUUCAACAUCAAAGACGGAGAUGCUGAAGAUGAUAUGCAAGAUAAACUCACAGGAAACUCUGUCUCCCAGAGGUUACCAUUAAUAUUUCCUGAUAAAGUUCAACGUUCAAAGGCAUUGAUUGAAUGUGAUGGUGACUCGAUAGAUUUGAGUGGAGAUAUUGGUGCAGUUGGGAGGAUAGUAGUUUCAAAUGGUCCUACUGGAAAUCAGGAUUUGUUGUUGGACCUGAAAGGAACAAUAUACAAAACAACUAUAGUUCCAUCCAGGACAUUUUGUGUUGUUAGUGUGGGACAAUUAGAAGCAAAGAUAGAGGCUAUAAUGAAUGACUUCAUUCAACUGGAACCACAAUCCAAUUUAUUUGAAGCAGAGACUAUGAUGGAAGGUACCCUUGAUGGAUUCACAUUUGAUUCAGACAAGGAGGGUGACAAAUUCUAUGAACCACAGGCUAAUCAAAAUGAUCAGAAUAAUGAAGAUGAAGGUCAACCUAAGGCAAAGACCAAAAGGAAAGCAGAGAAAACAGCGGGGAAGGCACCGAAGAAGGCAAAGGUUACAGGAAAGGGCCCUAAAAAGGGCGCAAGGAAAACCCAACCUACCAAAAGAGGUAGGAAGGCGAAGAAGUGA